Messenger RNA from Neoarthrinium moseri, 3948 nucleotides. RefSeq lists its product as uncharacterized. NCBI's taxonomy places the organism in Eukaryota, Fungi, Ascomycota, Sordariomycetes, Amphisphaeriales, Apiosporaceae. Bases 1 to 3948 code for a protein of 1315 amino acids. The transcript is spliced from 10 exons. The record is from RefSeq and is a predicted model, not a curated record. Gene Ontology annotation, molecular function: DNA binding; zinc ion binding; carbohydrate:proton symporter activity. Gene Ontology annotation, biological process: carbohydrate transport; DNA-templated transcription; transmembrane transport. Gene Ontology annotation, cellular component: membrane.
AUGAAGGACGCUGAUAUCGUGGGAGCCGCCUUGGCAGAGACCCUGCCUCAGACGGGGCGUUACUGGUUCCAAGAGUCCCAUCUCCUCAAGCUGAAUCUCCUUCUUGUGAUACCGCUUCUCUCCUCCUCUGUCUCGGGUUACGACGGCUCUCUCAUGAACGGGUUACAGUCUCUUGAGCAAUGGAGAGAUUAUUUUGGAAGCCCUGUCGGCGUGACGCUUGGCCUUGUAAAUGCUGCACAGUCUAUUGGAUCCGUCUUGGCGAUACCUUUCGUCGGUGAUCUGUCCGAUAGGUUCGGACGAAAGCCAAUUCUUCUUACCGGUAUUCUCACGAUCAUAGUGGCAACUAUAAUUCAAGCAGCUUCGAUCAACCUACCGAUGUUCGUUAUUUCACGUCUGGUGGUAGGCUUCGGAGGAAUGUUCGUUACACAACCGAGCCCUAUGCUCAUUGCUGAGCUGGCCUAUCCUACACACCGAGGGAAAUACACUUGCGCCUUCUGGACGAUGUACUACCUAGGCGCCAUUCUUGCCUCGUGGACUACGUACGGAACUCAGGUAUACCAGGGCGAAUGGGCAUGGAGAAUACCGUCCAUCAUCCAAGCAGCCUUACCUCUUGUCCAGUUGUGCUUCAUCUGGUGGGUCCCAGAAUCCCCUCGCUGGCUUGUGGCACAGAAUCGGGCGGAGGAGGCGACAGAACUUUUGUCACGGUAUCAUUCAGGGCAAACCACUGGACUCGCGGAAAGCACACCUCUCGUCACUCGAGAAGUAUCCGAAAUCAUCCAGAGUAUAAGAAUCGAGAAGGAAGCUGAGAGGACUGGAUGGAGUGCUCUGGUUGCAACACCAGGAAACCGAAAGAGAACGCUAAUCGCGAUUUGCGUCGGAGCCUUCGCUCAAUGGAACGGAAUAGGCAUUGUGAGCUACUACUUGACGUUGGUCUUGAACACAAUCGGCAUCACCUCGACCUACGAUCAAACUUUGAUCAACGGGCUACUCCAGAUCUUCAAUUUUGCGGCAGCACUGUCUGCGGCGUUUCUCGUUGAUCGCCUAGGGAGGCGUACGUUGUUCAUCUGGAGCAGCGUUGGCAUGCUGGCUUCUUACAUUGUGUGGACGGCUUGCUCGGCUGUGAACGCGGAGACUGGCUCGAAACCGGCAGGCAUUGUGGUGGUUGUCUGUUUAUUCGUCUACUACUUUCACUACGACAUCGCCUGGACCCCCUUACUUUUUGGAUACCCGACGGAGAUCCUCCCCUAUUCAAUUCGAUCGAAGGGAAUCGCGGUGGAGCUGUUCUCAAUUUAUGGAUCCUUGAUCAUUGCCGCAUUUUGCAAUCCAAUCGGCAUCGAGAACAUUGGGUGGAGGUACUACAUCGUUUUCUGCUGCCUCCUUGCCGUUUUCUUGCCAAUAGUAAUCUUCUUCUUCCCCGAAACCAAAGGGAGAUCGCUGGAGGAGAUCGCUGUUAUCUUCGACGGCCAGAAAGCGUUGGACAUGUCCGAAGUUAAAGGGACCGAAUCGGCAAUCCUUGAGCACAGCGGAAAAGUCGCUGCAACUCAACAUGAGUUAGGUAGUUUCCAGGCCGUGGGUCCGUGGAGAAAGACGCGGGGAAGCUGGUCAGUGGAACGCGAAAGGCCGCAGUCUGACCACAACGGACUGCACAAACCCAGAUACGAGUUGCAUGCAAUCCUGGUCGACGGAAUGACUGAUAUUCGCGGACGUCUGCGUUAUGAGUUACUUGCCGGUGCCAUCAGAUGCAGCAUCAGACGCGACCCUUGGUGUGGCAGAACAGAGUUGCAAAGAAUGUCGCAGACGGAAGGCUCGGUGCAUCUCACGGAGGUAGAAGCUCGGCUUGAAAAAGCCGAAGCACUCAUAAGGAAGCUGCGACGGGACAACGGAGCUGUCUCAGAUCCUCGGCCACCUGUAGACUCGCCAUCCCUCGCAGACACGGCUGGGCCUGAAGCAGAUUCAGAGCUUAGUGAGACAAGACGGCAUCAUGAAAGUGCCACAGAAUUCGAUCUACGGCCGGAGCAACACUCACCUGGAGAGUCAUAUGUGGCGGCCCCCGGGUCAGCGAAUUCCAUCAGGCAAGGCCAAUCGAGCCGACAACGACCAUUGGCCACAGCCCAAGAUCACAACAUCAAUGUCCCUUCUGCUCACUCUCCUGCAUUGGGUCAGUCCUGGAAUGGGCAAGGUAUGGUCGAAACACCCCCGCGUGACGAUUUUGAGUGGGAUGAGCUGGAUGUUACGCAACCUCAAUCAUCGGCCUCUGUAGUCGACUCUUCUGGAGAAGUCCAAAUCAAGGAUGGAAUGGCUUCACUCGCUGUUGACGAGAAGGAUGGCGGCUACCUGGGUGUUGCUUCAGGUGCAGCUCUUCUUCGUAUUCUGGAACCAAGCAGCAGAUCAAGAACAUUCUCAAGCAGUUCCCACCCACGACCUCAUAUGCCAUUAUCGGUACAACCGGAUCCGAAUCGACACAUUACGGAUACGAUGAUCGAUUCAUAUUUUGCGACAUAUCACCUGAGCUACCCUAUCAUACACGAACCUACAUUCCGUGCUCAAUACUCAGAGGUUAUUGCCCAGCCACAUGGACGAAGCUGGUCUAUACUGGCUUAUAUUGUUGCUGCGAUUGGUGUCUAUAGCUCAUCGACGACGUAUAGCGACCUGGAGUUCCAACUUUUCGCGCAUGCAAGAUCGAUGCUAUCAUUUGACUAUCUCGAGAUGGGCAACAGCACUCUUGUUCAAGCAUUGACGUUGAUCUCUAACUACCAGCAAAAGCGAGACAAGCCCAACUCUGGAUACAACUAUCUUGGCUUAGCUGUCCGAAUGGCCACGGGCCUAGGGUUCCAUAAGGAAUUUCCAGGAUGGAACAUAUCACCAUUGAAAAUGGAGCUGCGCCGCCGCAUUUGGUGGGCUCUUUGUGUCUUCGACGUGGGUGCCACAAUCACGUUCAGCCGACCGAUACUCUGGCCGUUGGAAGGGGUUGAGGUUUCUUUUCCGAUGAAUGUGACAGAUCGGGAACUUACUGCCAACUCUAAAAGCUACCCCCCCGAGAACCCUGGCGUGACACCCUACACCGCUGUGAGCGUGCAAGCUCGCUUCCACGUAUCAACCAACGAAAUUUACUCAAGAGUAAUUUCAAAACCUCUUCCAACUGCGGAUGAGUUACUAUGGCUAGACCAGGAGUUCUUCGAGCCCUGGCAAGCAAACCUUCCUUCAUAUUUCAACGAGACCAGUAUCGUGCCACCAAAGUACGCCUUCGCCCAUGCCGUUAUGAAAUGGAGACGACGCAAUUUUCGCAUUAUCAUGUAUCGCCCUUUUGUUAUUCGCAGGGCGCUCAAUGUCAGAGGUGUACUUAACGAGGAGUCGGAAGCUGAUGUGACGGCUUACAAGCGAUGUCUCGAAGAAGCCAAGUCCAGCAUUGACAUGAUAAGCGAUUUUUGGUCCAUGAAUGACCAUAAUAACUUGACGGCUUGGUAUGCAUUGUAUUUUCUUUUUCAGGCAGCUUUGAUCCCCUGUAUAUGUCUCCGAAAUGGGCCAUACGAACCUGAUGCCACGAGUUGGACGAAGCAAAUCGAGACUACCUUGCACACCAUCGAGGCCCUUAGCCCAUCAAAUAGUAGUGCGACUAGGUGCUACCAAGUUAUUAUGGAUCUUUGUGGCAAAUAUCUUAGCGGAUUUGAGCCUCAGCACCAGAUGGAACCGAGACGUCAGCAGGCCAAUGUAAUAGAACAGGGCACAGACGGAGCACUAGCGUCUGGCCAGAGACAGGUGGGUAUCUAUCCAUCACCCGGCCAGGACACGGCACGGACACAGGUAGAACCAAUCGCCGAGAGUCCCCAAACACAGCUAGGCAGCGUGUUUCCCAUGAUGUGGCCUAAUGUAAACGCUUUUGAGGUUGCGGAUGAAGUUAUGGGCGAUGACGCUUGGCUUGAGUUUCUGGGAGGUGGUUUGAGAGGCUAG